This is a messenger RNA of Paracoccidioides brasiliensis Pb18, 396 nucleotides long. RefSeq names its product pyruvate transporter MPC1. The coding region runs from base 1 to 396 and encodes 131 amino acids. Gene Ontology annotation, biological process: pyruvate import into mitochondria. Gene Ontology annotation, cellular component: mitochondrial inner membrane. The record is from RefSeq and is a predicted model, not a curated record. The transcript has 4 exons.
AUGGCCGCCGCAGUCAAAGCUCUCAAUGCGAAGAUAAGGUCGAACAAGGUGCUUGACUACUUCUGCUCAACGCAUUUCUGGGGCCCAGCUUCAAACUUCGGCAUCCCCAUCGCCGCCGUCAUGGACACCCAAAAAGAUCCUGAAAUCAUCUCCGGUCGAAUGACGGGCGCUCUCAUAAUCUACUCGGGAACAUUCAUGCGCUACUCACUCGCCGUAUCGCCCAAGAACUACCUGCUCUUCGCAUGCCAUUUCAUAAACUUCGGCGCCCAGCUGACACAGGGGUAUCGGUAUUUGAAUUGGUGGAACUGGGGAGGGCGGGAUACGGCAAUCAGAGCGGGGAAGUUUAAUGUGCCAGCUGCGGAACAGGCAAACGCCGGUGCGGAUAAGAAGUCGUAA